Molecule: messenger RNA, 2493 nt
Organism: Dermacentor albipictus
Lineage: Eukaryota; Metazoa; Arthropoda; Arachnida; Ixodida; Ixodidae
Product: putative sodium-coupled neutral amino acid transporter 11
Biological process (GO): amino acid transmembrane transport
Molecular function (GO): L-amino acid transmembrane transporter activity
Source: RefSeq, a predicted model, not a curated record
AUAUGGAUCGCGCUGCGGCAAGCCUGGCUUGAAGUUCAUCCACUGCAUUGGUGUGCGCCCGCCGUCGUAGCGACGCAGUCCACUAGUCAUGGCAAGCACGGAGAGCACCUACAUCCUCGACAGGCGAGAAUCAGUCAAGAGUGAUGACAGCACUGACACAAAGCAACUCGUGCUGGAGGACAAUACUGCUUCUCAGGAAACAAGCAGUUUAUUACAAACCAGCUUCAACUAUAUCAACAGCAUCAUUGGAUCAGGAGUUGUGGGAAUCGCAUAUGCACUAAAGCAAGCUGGCUUUGGAAUGGGGAUCAUCCUGCUGAUAAUGUUUGCGGCCAUUACGGACUACUCCCUGUGCAUUUUAAUCAAGGCUGGCAUUAGCACAGGCACCUCAACAUAUCAGGACCUUGUCCAAGCUGCCUUUGGCCUGCCAGGAUUCUAUGUCUUGACCAUCAUGCAGUUUAUUUAUCCUUUCAUUGCCAUGAUCAGCUACAACGUCAUCAUUGGUGACACGGUCACUAAGGUGUUCUUGCGAAUUUUCAACGUGGCACCUGACAGCAUUCUUGGCAACCGCCACUUUAUUGUUAUCAUGGCCUCAUUGUUUGUCACCCUGCCUCUUUCCCUGCACAGAAACAUAUCGAAGCUCAACAAGGUGUCACUGGCAUCACUUCUAAUUAUUCUCGUUAUCCUGACUUUUGUGAUUGUGCGGAUAGGGAACUUUGUAGACGUAAUGCCCAGUUCUCCCGAUUCUUAUGCGUUUGCUGACAGAGGCAUCACAAAGGCCAUUGGUGUCAUUGCAUUUGCUUACAUGUGCCACCACAACUCGUUCCUGCUGUUUUCUGCCCUGAAAGACCCAACCCAGCGGCGAUGGAACAAGGUGACCCACAUCAGCUUGUCCCUUUCCUGCAUCAUCAUCGUGCUCUUCGGCAUUGGUGGUUAUGUCUCCUUCCAUGUAUUCAGCCAGGGCGACCUGUUCGAAAACUAUUGCAAAGAUGACGACCUUGCCAAUGUGGCUAGGCUGCUCUUCACGCUCACUAUAAUGCUGACAUACCCGAUCGAGUGUUUUGUCACGCGGGAGGUUCUAGACAACGCAUUCUUUGUGACUAGGUUUCCAUCCAACUUGGUGCGGCACAUCAUCAUGACACUGUUCAUCGUACUGACCACUUUUGCAUUUUCAACGCUGACCGACUGCCUUGGAAUCGUCCUCGAACUCAAUGGUGUUGUGGCCGCCAUACCACUGGCUUACAUCCUGCCAGCAGCCACGUACCUCAAGCUGGAAAACGGACCUCUGCUCUCUUGGGCCAAGUUUCCGGCACUCAUGCUGGCGGUCUGUGGGACGGCAGUCGCAAUCUGUGGCACCGUGGUGGCCAUCAUCGACAUCAACGCCGGCAUCACUUGCAGCCACGGAGCUGAUAUGCAUUACUGCACCGUGCCACUAGCAAACCUCACGAUCUAGACUGCGGCAGGUGCAUGCCUCGUUCUUGUGCUCCGGCGCUGUACUCGAGCAAGUGGUCAAGCAAUUGGUCUCUCCUGGCGCAAGACGUGCCUAUACUUGACGAAUUGGCUGAAAAAAGAGAGUGAAAAAGGUAGACAAAAUUACAAGGGUUAAGCUUUGACUAUACGGGGGCCACAAUCUGCAUUAAUCAGUUUCGUGGCCACCAUUUCCACUGUGUUCCCCCUUAGCUCAACCAGCAGGAGAGUAUACGCGAUAGAGGAAAGUUGCAACAGGGAACACUUCCCAUCAGCAUUUAUGUUCACGCAAUGUGUUUGCUAAGUGUACAGACAGGAUGGGCAGCGGGAAUUCUGCAAGGUCAACGAAUGCCUGUUACCAUCACACGUAUACGCACAAGCAAUUGAUCCGAGAGUACAGGUUUAGAGUUGCACAAUUCCCUGGGUAGAGUUUGGCAAACUUUACAUUAUGCCACCAGUCUGUGGCGAAUGCAUCCAUGGCAGCCCCACCACUAGAACGUUGGUGUCAUUGUAAACUUGUGUAGGACCACGUGCUUGAAUAAGUGCAAAGUAACAGCAACUUGUGCGAACAAAAAGCCAGCACUGCCAGCUUGGGGCAAACGGCGCUUGCAAAGACAGAUGACAACGCCCGCUGGUACGAAAACCAUUCAGCCUAUGUACCCGCCAAACUUUUUCCAGAAGGUUAUUAACGUAGCUCUGUGGAUGUCGGAGGAAGAGUUUCCAUGUUGCUCUCAAACGUACUGGAGAGAUUCUUAAGACAGGUGACAUAAGUUAACACUGAAAAAAAAAAAAACAUUUUUUUUUUCGCCCUCAUGUGCAGGAUAUUUUUUUUUCUCUUAGUGCAUCCUCAUGCAACACCUCUAUUCCUCCCGUUACGAGGCUUUUUCUUUUUGGUGCACAAAAUGCGAUGAAGGAUACUGUGAUAAAGACCAAGCUUCUCCUUGCACGAGAAAAAGAAAAGAUAUCCUACAAGGUUAUAAGGGGGGGUGUGCAAAUGAUGUGCAAUUACAGCCUCAUUUUUUUUUUAGC